AUGGAUUUUUUCUUGCAAUCCUUAUUACUAAUUUUCAUAACCUUGAUUGCAUCUAUCUAUGUUUUCCAGCAAAGAAAACCAGGUGGCUCUAAAAACUUGCCUCCAGGUAGUUUUGGGUGGCCUCUAGUGGGUGAAACCUACCAAAUUUUGUUCAAAAAGAUUGAACAUUUCCUUCAAAAGAGGGAAAAAAAGUACUCCUCAGAGAUCUUCAAGACAAAUUUACUAGGAGAGCCAACAGUUGUUCUUUGUGGUCCUGGUGCAAACAAAUUUGUCUCCAUGAAUGAGCCUAAGCUUAUCAAAGUUUGGUACUUGAAAACUCAGCGCAGGUUCUUCAAUCUUCCUGAUCAGAAACAUGCAGCUAUGCCAAAACAAGCAGCAGUAGCUGCAGCUCCAGUGAAGAUCUUGGGGUUUCUGAAACCUGAAGGACUAGUUAGGUACAUGGGGAACAACAUUGAGUCCAUCAUAAACCAACACUUCUUGACACAUUGGGAAGGAAAAACAGAACUUAAGGUGUACCCUUUGGUGAAAGCCUUUUCCCUUACACUGGUCUAUCAAUUCUUCUUAGGCAUUGAUGAACCCCAUCAUAUACCAAAAUUUGCUAGCAAGUUUGACAGCUUGUAUUCUGGACUUUAUUCUGUUCCUGUCUCUCUCCCAGGCUCUACAUAUAGUAGGGCACUGAAGGCUGCAGAUGCAAUUCGGAAAGAUAUCCAGUUUCUGAUCAAAGAGAAGAUUGAUGCUUUUUCCAAGGGGCAAGUUAUGGAUGACCUACUAGCACACAUAGUUGGUGCAGAGCAGGGUGGAAAAUAUGUGCCAAAAAUUGAAAUAAGCAACAUCAUGAUGGGAUUGAUGAAUUCCAGCUACACACCAAUAGCAAUUACACUGGCUUUCAUGAUCAAACAUAUUGGACAGAGGCCUGAUAUCUACCAAAAAAUUGUAUCCGAACAUGCUGAUAUUACAAAAUCAAAAGGAUCUGGUACUGCUCUAGAUUGGGACAGCAUACAGAAAUUGAAAUACACAUGGGCUGUUGCACAGGAGACCAUGAGACUCUACCCAACUGCACCAGGAGCAUUCAGAGAGGCUGUAUCAGAUUUAACCUAUGAAGGUUUUACUGUUCCAAAGGGAUGGAAGAUUUUUUGGGCAAUUAGUGGAACAAACAAGAAUCCCAAGUACUUUCAUGAACCUGAAAGUUUUGAUCCCUCAAGGUUUGAAAGUAAUGUUCCUGCUCCAUACACUUACAUACCCUUUGGAGCUGGACCUAGAUCUUGCCCUGGAAAGGACUACACAAGAUUUGUGAUUAUCACUUUCAUUCACAAUCUUAUAACCAAGUUCAAGUGGGAAGUUAUGCUUCCUGAUGAAAAAGUAUCUGGUGCUUUGGUACCUCUCCCAGCAGAGGGAAUUCCUAUCCGUCUUCAUCACUUCUAA
Molecule: messenger RNA, 1422 nt
Organism: Gastrolobium bilobum
Lineage: Eukaryota; Viridiplantae; Streptophyta; Magnoliopsida; Fabales; Fabaceae
Product: beta-amyrin 28-monooxygenase-like
Exons: 3
Coding region: 1-1422 (473 amino acids)
Biological process (GO): sterol metabolic process
Molecular function (GO): oxidoreductase activity, acting on paired donors, with incorporation or reduction of molecular oxygen; monooxygenase activity; heme binding
Source: RefSeq, a predicted model, not a curated record